CUCGCGCGUGGUAGCUAACCUUCCAAGCGUGGAGUGGUCAAGUGCCUGCCAUCCGAAUCAAGAAGUAAGCCAAAUCUCUGGGUCGCCAGCUGUUCAUUUGCGUGAUGGUCAAACUAGCACUCCGAACUUCAACGUCGACAACAAAACCAGUUUUUCCUUUAUGUUCUCGAAAUCCGCCAUCUCAUUUAUUUUAUGCGUUUGGGGCAUCCUCAACUUGAUAUAUAUCUCCAUCCGUACGCAGAUACGUCCACCCGUUGGCGAAGCCUAUACAUAUCAUGGACACGAUUAUCCAGAGACACUUCCACUCCCUUUCGACCACCUCGAGAAUGUGUUGCUCACAGUCGAGGAGAGCGACCGAUUCACACUCACGGGGCAUCCAUCUGAUCCACAGUGGGCUCGACUGGCUCCAGCCUCUGGAGGAUACGUCAGGCUAGGUCCAGAAAACCGCCUCUUCUUGGUCUCCAUGUUCCAUCAACUCCAUUGUCUUCGCUUCUUCAAUUGGGCCUUUGACCCAGAGUUUGAAGGACUCUACAAAAUUUUCGCCACUGAGGAUCACAGCGCGCAUUGCCUCAAUUAUCUUCGGCAGAUGAUCCUUUGUUCUCCGGAUUUAACCCUGGAAAAGGGAGACUUCCGGACGCGCAAUUUUGCACUGGAGAGGAGCGGUUCCACGCAUACAUGCCGUGACUGGAGCACAGUGUAUAAUGUGAUGGAGGACAAUUGGGAUCGGUGGAAAAACAGGACAUCAUGAUCCAACCUCUAGAAACGGGCCUGAAGGUUCACUUGUGUUGUGAAAUUUGAGGGUGUUGAAUACCACGGAGUAUUUAAUA
This is a messenger RNA of Laccaria bicolor S238N-H82, 827 nucleotides long. RefSeq lists its product as uncharacterized. The transcript is spliced from 2 exons. The coding region runs from base 161 to 748 and encodes 195 amino acids. The record is from RefSeq and is a predicted model, not a curated record. NCBI's taxonomy places the organism in Eukaryota, Fungi, Basidiomycota, Agaricomycetes, Agaricales, Hydnangiaceae. Gene Ontology annotation, biological process: mycotoxin biosynthetic process.